Molecule: messenger RNA, 3252 nt
Organism: Hermetia illucens (black soldier fly)
Lineage: Eukaryota; Metazoa; Arthropoda; Insecta; Diptera; Stratiomyidae
Product: homeobox protein 5
Exons: 3
Coding region: 927-2657 (576 amino acids)
Biological process (GO): regulation of translational initiation
Molecular function (GO): translation activator activity
Source: RefSeq, a predicted model, not a curated record
GCAGGUGUCAAAAAUAUCCCAUAGUUGUAAAUUUCUCCCUAUUGGACGUACGCGGAAUCCGUACGAAGCCUCCCUCCCCGUCUGGUGCCUCCGCGAAGCACCGUACUAUCUCGCACACACCAGUUUCGCAUUUUCGCACACCUUUCACUGCACGCGGAAACAAAUUUCGCUUGGGAAAAUCGUUUGGCGUUGCGAUCACGUUCGCUAGUCCGCGCUCGCAUGGUCUCCUCAGUUCGUGCUGUCAAAUUCUCGCCGCAUUUUCAGCGCAACGCCACACGGAAAAAUCGGAAAAUCUCGAAUCAGAAUUAAAACCUUUAUUGCGUGCUCGCAGCCUGUUAUCGAAAUCGAAUUUAGCGAGGAAAUUGAAAAGCAGCUUCUUGUGAAAUUGUCGCGCAUUCGGACGGAAAGUAGUCGCUUGGAACGUGUGCGCCCCCAUCGUGAGUGAGAAUCGGAACCGUUCCGCAAGCGCCCCAGCAAACAGCCACCCCGUCGGCGAAACCCUUCGCCAAAUAUAAUGUGGUCUCCCCCUUCGUGAGCGCUCCGUGGCCGUUCCUCUCCACCGUUGACCGCGACAACACCAAAAUUCGCGCUCUGCAAGAAGUCGUAAAAUUUACUUUUUUUUCUUUUCAUUUCUGCUUUUAUUUUGCAUUUUUUGUUUGUCUCGUGCUCGCUGGCACCUCCGUCACUGUCAUUCUCACGUCAAGUCCCGAGUCAGUCAAAAUUCAAAUCCGCAGAUUUCAUCAAUUUUCGCUCGUCCUUCUGUGCCGCGCAAUCCUUGCUCCAUUCAGAUUAGCUCAAGGAGUCUCGGAAUCCCAGCUACUCACGCCAGCGGCCCUGUCGUUGGUAUUUCGGUUAAUCGCUCGAAUCGAAGGCUUUUGUGAAUCACCAUUUGUGAGCCGGGACAGUUCGCGAACUCCGUCGCAGAAAUGGCCAGUCCGUACGAUAAAAUUGUGGAUAUGAUCAAGAAGCUGGACCUCAACGACGACACCAUUGUCAUGAGCCAGAAGAUCCGCUCCAUCGAGCAGGACUUCUGCAACAUCGUCAUCGACGAGGAAAUGCUCAGUAAAUCGAUGGAAUACAUAAACGACCAAGUACUACAAGACUCAGACGCUUCAUUAAAAUUCGCCAUUCUAUUUGCAUCUCGCCCAUUCGACUCACUGGCUAUGAAUGAUAUCAAAGUCCGUUCAAAGAUGCUUACCAUCCUACAAGAGAACUACCGCAGUGCUGACGACUUUCGGAAGCAAGAUCGAAGAAUUCUAUACAACUCGAUAACCCUUUUGGGGGAAUAUUAUCACCGCAUAAGACUGGUGAAUGGUGUACCCAUAACAGUACUAGGCGAAUCGCUCCUGGAGCAACUAAUAAAAGAAUUGAGUCUUGGAUUGGAUGGCCUCAUUCACCCUGUGGACUAUAAACUGGCAAAACUUAUACUGUCACAGAUUACUCUAAACGGGUCCCUGUUACGCCCAAAACACAAAGAAGCACUUGAUGCUCUGCUCUUCCUAAUUCGCCGAAGUCUCAUUGAACUCCCAACGCUAACUGAAGCUGUGAAAGCUCUUCUGCUUAUGACGCUUGACCUGUACUAUAAUGACUUCAACAAUUUGGGUGACAAUUUGGAAACAAUGUACACAAAAUACUUGAUUGAAGAGGAGAAUUCAGAGCCAGCAUCACUUAAUACCACUCUAGAACCAAAUCGCGAAAUUCUUCCUCCCGACGACCAAGGGGAGCACAGUCCUGAAAUCAUGAAAUCAAAGUGGAGCGAAGAAGUGCCUGAUGCUUUCGUUAGUAGUUUCAUUGAGAAUGAUAGUCCCCAUUCAGCAACAGAUCUGCAUUCACCAUCCAACACGGAUCAAGAUCGUCUGUCGCCUGUUCACAAGACAAAUAGCAACUACAAUAUGGGAUAUGACGAUGACAGACAUAGCAUCCGCAGCGAGGGCGGCAGUAUAAGACUUUAUAAUGUAAACGAUAGACUGAGGCGUGCUCAACGCAAUAAUGGCGGUAACGGAGGUGGCUGGGAACGGAACUACAAUUCAUAUGACCGUAAUCGUCGCAGUAGCAGCCGAAAUAGCAAUAAUCAAUACGAUAAUAAUCGUAACUACCGCAACAAAAACAACCGCGGCUACAACACUUACAAUCGCCCGCCACGUUUCAGUAAUAACGAGCUGUGGCGAAAUGGAAGUGACUACGGCGGCAGUAGACAAAAUCUACAGGGCUCAAACAGCCGAAGUUCGUCACAAAACCGGGAUCGUUAUCCUCCACGAUCGCGUUACGACAAUUAUGGCGGUCGAAGUGCUAGUCCAACGUCCAGCAAACAGUCAUUUUCCAAUCCAAAGGGUAAAGAUAACUUCAAUCGUCACAAUGGAUUCAACCGCAAUCCACAACAGCAACAGCAUCGACAACAGAGUCGAAAUUUUGCUCACAAUCGCAGCAAUCGCUACGGCAGCCAUAACAGUUUGACAAGUGAUACAGGGACCUGGGAGCGUCGAGGACGUCGUCGGAACUCACGCGGCAAAAGUGAGGAUUACUACUCAAACGACGAUACUCGAAGUUUGCACGACAACCAGAACGAUGACGACUGGCACGCCCCCACUGAGAGCAAUGAACUAAUUAAGAACGCUCGCAACACGACAGACUACAUGAAGUUUCUGUCGAAGAAAUAAUAGUCAUACAUGUCGCCAUUUAGCUCUAACUGUAACUCAAUUUCUCAAAUUGUUUAUAUUUGCUUUCCGUAGCAAUGUUGAUUAUUGAUUGUAUACUCGAUUUGAUUACACAAACGGUUUGUGUAUGUAAAAAUUAUGUUUGUUUUGUAGUAGUAAAAUUUAGAAUUAGUAUAUUUUAGAGCAUGUACUUUCAUCAUUGGUCGGUCCAGAUAAAUACUUCGACUAAACGUUUGCGCGAUGCAACACUUUCGAAAGCAACAAAAUCCAUUAUAGCGCGAGUCUUCUACCGCUGAUUGCUAAUCGGCCAAGUAUUUAUUUUCUACGCUUUUUACAUUUAGACAGUUUGACCGUUUCUAUGAUUUUUUUGAGUAAAUCUCGUGAUUUCUCUCACAAACGCAAUCUCCCAGGACUUCAAUUUUUUGUUGCUUUCCAGCGAGUAAAUUGUCUCAUCUCUUAUACAUAUUUACAUACAUUUUAGAUAUAAGGUUAAAAUAAUGCUAGAAAAAAUUUUUGUAAGAAAUUGAUUGUUUAUAGAAUGUUUACGAUAAUUGUAACUGAGAACCUAGUAUUAAAGAAGAAAAUAUUUUGACAUCAA